CAGUCGCGAGGAGCGCGCGCACCGCACCACGCGGCAACGAACACGAACGACCCGCGAGACAUAACACACGGCAAUUGUUUGACUAAUAUGUGAUUUUAUAUAAGACUAUUUAAAAAUAUUUAAUCGUAAUAUAAGGAUCUCGUUUACAGUUUUACUAUAAGUUAUUAAUCGUUUAUUUAUUGAAAGUGGGACCAAAAUGACGAUAAAAAAUAAAAAGACGAAGACUAAAUCUAAGACGUCCGAGGCGUCGACCAGUGCGAGUAGUGUGCAGAAGUCCAGCUCCAGUACGUCCACGACCGUGCAGCAGAGCAGCAACACUCUGCAGAAGGUGUCGUCCGGCAAGAAAGUGCGCUACAUCCAGGUGAAGGUGGAAGAAGAAGAUCCUCUCAUGAUCACGGACAUCUCGGACAACAUGUCGCACACCGGCUCUACCGUGUCCGAAGCUUACAACAGCCAUCCUCACUACAUAAUCGCCGAAGCACCUUCCAUAACUGAUUUAUCCCAGCUGUCUCAAUCCCGCCAAGAUCACCAUGUCAGCGACAUGGUACAGUCGACCACUGGCGAGUUUGUAUCGAGCUCCCUGCAACAGUCCUCGACUUCGCAUCAGCAUAGCUCGACCAAUGAAACAUUCCAAUCGUCCUCCACAUCUGUGCAGCGUUCAGGAUCUAGUCACAGCCGCAGUCAACUUGAAAGCAGUAUCGACGCUACUGGCAGUCAGACUCUUAAUACCGGUUUUAUUGAUAACUCGGUUCGUGACAAUUCUGGCGUGAAUGCGAAAUUUUUGUCAAGAUCUCAAGGCGCUAAUUCUACUAAUUCGUUCCUCGAGAUGGAACGUCAAGAACUUACGUCACAGUCUAACGCACAAACUAGUGCUACUACGGAAGCUACGACGACUAGUUCAACUCAUCAAUCAUCGCAACAGCAUCAAAAAUCAGACCAGCAUCACAAAAAUAUAACUGGCGAUAAGAUAACUGGCCAGAACUUUUCUCCUAAAGGUAAAAACAUGCCAACUGUACAAUCGGAUUCCUCUAAUUUUUAUGGAGGUGAAGGUACUCUCGACAAGAACGUCAAUUCAAAACAGUACAGCAGCACGUCACAUACCAGUGAGGCUAAAAGUAGCAAUGUGACUAAAUCAUCGUCAUCGUCUCAUGUCGUGGAAAUUGUUGACGGUAAAGAACGCAUUAUCGACAGUUCGAGCAGGGAAUGGGGAGAUGCCCAAGAGAAAGCCACCAGUGAAGCCUACGCUAGUGUAAGUGGCACUGGCAUUAAGCCUCAAUCCGUGCACAGUGUGCAAAAUUACGACAUGAAGUCUAAAUAUGAUACUGGGAAACCAGGCCAGAAACCUUCCAGUCAGAUGACCAUUAAAGAAGAUUCGAAGCUUGUUAAAGACGGAAACCAGAUUACCACUCAUUCAAGUGAGAUUUCCGAAAAAGAUAAUGUUAAACAGCGGCAAAUUAGUUCUACACAAGAGCAGUUGCUAUCUACUGAUAAACAAUAUAAUGCUUCAACUUCAGACACUUCAAAACAUAUUACAGAUCAACAGAGCAAAAUGACAACAUCUGACACUUCAAAGCAUGUCCUUGAUCAACAGAAGCAUACAACUGUAUCAGACACAACUAGCCACAAAGUAAGCGAACAGCGUAGCACGUCAACUUCUGAUACUACCAACAUUCAGAGGAGCAGCAAUGUUGUUGAAAACAUCAACAAAACGAAUGAAACUGCUAAUGAGAGGAGAAAGAACUUAAAUCAAACCGAUUCGUCCAACUUUUAUGGCUACGAUUCAACUAUUCAAAACGAAUUGCAAAAAGUUGGCAAUAUUCUGAAUGUAGGAAAUGUCGACAAUCUUAAUUUUUCAACUAAAAUUAUGAAGAGUAACACAAGCAGUGCACAACAAGCAUCAACAUCUUCAUACAACAUUGAAAUAGUCGAUGGAAAGGAAACAGUUGUCGACAGUUCUCACCGAGAAUGGGGCGACAGCAAGGAUCAUUCCACGUAUGAAAAGAGUCACAAUAUUAGUGGCACCGGAAUUAAACCAGAACACGAGUACCGUCGUCACGUGCUCGAUAAAGAAUCUCAUUAUGAUACAGGGAAAAAAGGAGUCCCCACUAGUUCUACUCAAAUUACAGAAGAAUCGCUUUUGGUUAAAGAUGGCCAGGAAAUAGCCUCAACAAGCAAUACUUAUAUAGGCGAUUUCACUAAGAAAAGGGCAUUAACGGAGCACACUGACACUGAAGAUAUUCUGAAUAAGCGAAUCCAGGAUACUACUGACAAGUCUAAUAUUACUGAUUCCACUACCUAUCAAUCGACAACAACCGAUACCCAGUCUUCAAAUGUAAACAUUAAAGAUACGACUGAUUUUGUAAACAUUGAAAAGCAAAAUUUGACUAAAGAAACUAGCUCAACGUCUCAAACUAAGGAUACGUUGACCACUUAUGAGCAAAGUACUGGGACUUGGAACGGAAAGUUUGUCUAUGAAACCGAUGACGACAGGCCAAAAAGACCAAAAGAAAUGUCACCUUUUGGUAGACCAGAACCUAGGCACCACCUUAAGCGUCAAGAUACUGAAGAAAAUAUAAUUUUGUCUUCAAGAGAUAUCAAGGAUUUCACAUCCAUAACUGACUUAAGAAAGAUCAUUGAAUCAUCACAAUCUAAGAAAGACAUAACAGUCAGUGAUAAGAGCAUUAUUAUCAAACGAAACAUAGAUGACAGAGUCUUGAAGGACAUUCUUGAAACUGUCAAGAAAUAUCCAUUCAAAAGAAUCGAGAAAGUGACUUUUGGAACAAAAAUCAAUGAAGACGUUAAGGAUCUUUACGAAGGAAUAGACACCGAGGAGCAAACAACAGUCAUUAACACCAGCAAUACUGAUGUGAUUAAGAAAUCAUUCCAAGUGGAGAAGAAUAGAAGUCAGGUCGAGGUUAUCAGAUACGUUAAUGAAAACGGUAUCAAAACAAGGAUAGUCACUUACGAGGAUGCGAAAGAAGAUGAUAAAGUGAAAACAAACGUAUACGUGGACAAUACUUCGUCGUUAGACGUCAAAAACUUGAGCGACGUUCGUACGACGAAAGACGUAUUGCGCGAAUACGACGUGGUAGACCACGCCAUCACCGAAGACGUGACCACCGUCCGCUCUGUUUACGACGAGAAGAUCAACAAGAAAACAGUGCGAGACGACAGGACCACCGUAGACGAGACGGUCAUCAUCGAGGAGACCAGGCCUCGCGGUCCCAAGAAACCUGAGAAGACCGUCGUUAAGGAGCAGUGUAUCUGCGAAAUCUGCACUUGUGGGCGUCACCGCUGCCCACACAACGAUGUCCCGGAGCCAUUGUUCGAUGUGGCGCACACGACGAGCGUGGUCUCCGCGUACAAGCAAGACUACGACGAGAAGCACGUCAGCCGCACUACGGCCGUCCACCACGAGGACCAUCUUCGCCUCGAGGGCGAUUUCCAGAAGCCCGAGCGCCCCGAAUGGCACCCCGCCGAACGGCCCAAACCCACCAAACCAGAGGAUAAUCUUAGACCCGAGGGCGAUUUUGAGAAGAGGCGUCCGGAAGAAUGGCGCCCCGGCGACAGAGCUCCCGUGAAAAGGCCAGAAGAUAACCUCAAACCAGAGGGUGAUUUUGAAAGGAGGCGCCCCGAGGAGUGGCGUCCAGGUGACAGAGCACCUAUUCGACGUCCCGAGGACAACCUCAAGCCCGAGGGAGAAUUUGAGAAACGCCGCCCAGAUGAAUGGCAACCGGGAGACCGUGCCCCUGUCCGCAAGCCUCAGGACAAUCUUCGCCCAGAAGGUGACUUUGAGAAACGUCGCCCGGAGGAAUGGAAACCGGGCGACCGGGCCCCUGUUCGUCGUCCCGAUGACAAUUUGAGACCCGAAGGCGACUUUACCACUCCUGAAAAAGAACAAUGGCGUCCAGCGGAAAGGCAGACACCGAAAAAGCCAGAAGACAAUUUGCGCCCUGAGGGCGAGUUUACCUCUCCCGAGAAACAACCCUGGCAGCCUGCCGACAGGCAGAAACCUAAAAAGCCUGAGGACAAUCUUAGACCAGAGGGUGACUUUGAAAAACGACGACCUGAAGAGUGGCGCCCGGGAGACAGGGCACCAGUACAUAAACCCGAGGAUAAUUUAAGACCUGAGGGGGAAUUCACUUCGCCUGAGAAAGUGCCUUGGCGCCCAGCUGAGAGGCAGAAGCCCAAGAAACCAGAAGACAACUUGAAGCCUGAAGGUGACUUUGAAAAGCGCAAACCCGAAGAAUGGCAGCCGGGUGACAGAGCUCCGGUGCGAAAACCGGAGGACAAUCUCAGGCCUGAAGGAGAUUUUGAAAAACGCCGACCGGAAGAUUGGCAGCCAGCGGAUCGCCAAAAACCCAAGAAACCUCAAGACAACCUGAGACCCGAAGGUGAUUUUGAAACACAGAAGCCUGACGAAUGGCGCCCCGCUGAACGUCGUGAACCAACUAAGCCGAAAGAUAAUCUCAAACCUGAAGGUGAUUUCGAAAAGCCGAAACAUGAUGAGUGGCGACCAGCCGAAAGGCAGACUCCUAAGAAACCACAAGACAAUCUCAAACCUGAAGGUGAUUUCGAGAAGAGAAGACCUGAAGAAUGGCAACCGGGUGAUAGAGCCCCUGUGCGAAAGCCAGAGGAUAAUUUGAGGCCUGAGGGAGAUUUCGAAAAACGCCGACCAGAAGAUUGGCAGCCUGCUGAUAGACAGAAACCUAAAAAACCUCAGGAUAACCUGAGACCUGAAGGCGAAUUUGAAACCCAAAAGCCCGAUGAAUGGCGCCCCGCUGAACGACGUGAGCCAACUAAACCGAAAGAUAAUCUUAAGCCUGAGGGUGAUUUUGAGAAACCUAAACACGACGAGUGGCGUCCGGCUGAAAGGCAAACUCCUAAGAAACCCCAAGACAAUCUUAGACCAGAAGGUGAUUUUGAAUCUCCAAGGCAUGAGGAAUGGCGUCCUGCGGAGAGACCAGAAAUCAAAAAGCCAAAGGAUAACUUAAGACCUGAAGGUGAUUUUGAAAAACCCAAGCAUGAUGAGUGGCGGCCGGCUGAAAGACAGACUCCUAAGAAGCCUCAAGAUAAUCUCAGACCGGAAGGCGAUUUUGAAACCCAUAAACCAGAUCAAUGGCGUCCAGCGGAACGCAGAGAGCCUACAAAACCCAAGGACAACCUCAAACCAGAAGGAGAGUUCGAGCAGCCGAAGCAUGAUGAGUGGCGCCCAGCAGAGAGGCAGACUCCUAAAAAACCUCAAGAUAAUCUGAAGCCUGAGGGAGAGUUUGCUCAACGCCAGCCUGAUGAGUGGCGUCCGGGUGACAGAGCUCCAGUGCGCCGUCCCGAAGACAAUCUUAAGCCAGAAGGAGAAUUCACAUCACCCAAAAAAGAUGAAUGGAGACCGGCAGAAAAAGCUGUAGUAAAGAAGCCAGAAGACAACUUACGGCCAGAAGGAGAGUUUACCAAGAGAACAACAGACUACACGGUUGUCACUGGCGAGAGGGCUGAAAUUAUUCGCCGAACCGAUAACAUCAUUACGGAAGGGGAGUUCACAGAUACUACUACGUCUCGCACCGAAUAUACCAUAAAACCAGUCGAAAGACCAAAACCUGUGCGACGGAACACUUGGACAAAGAUCGAAGGAGAAAUGACCACAGAUACAACCUCAAAAUCGGAAUACAUCGACUAUACCGACAUAGUUGAAAGAACUGUUAUAGCUACGAAGAAAACCGACAAUUUAAUUCAAAAAGGUGAAAUUGAAUUCGUGACUUCCAACCAGGAGGAUUACACGAAAAAAAUGACACCGGUUGAACGUCCCCAAAGACGUCGCACUUGGACUAAAGAAGAUUUUGAAAAGUUCUAUUCAACAGAUGAAUUGCAAAAAGUUACAACCACACAAGAAGAAUAUAGAACGUAUGAAGAAACUGACAUCAGACAGCAACAGAUUAUUAGGAAAGAUAACCUUCACAUGGAAGGAACGUUCGAAACUCACACUGUGUCUCACGAUGCUUAUCAAGGCUCUGAAUUGAUUGAAAGGCCAAAACAAAAGAAACCAAUAGAUAAUCUUCGACCUGAAGGUGAAUUUGAAACUCCUAAGCAAGACAAGUGGCGUCCCGCCGAGCGACGGGAAAUUACUAAGCCAAAAGAUAACCUUAAACCAGAAGGAGAAUUUGAAUCACCUAAACACGAGGAGUGGCGUCCUGCUGAGAGACCAGAGGUAAAGAAACCGAAGGACAACCUAAGACCGGAAGGUGAUUUUGAAACCCAGAAGCCCGAUGAAUGGCGCCCUGCUGAACGUCGUGAGCCGACUAAGCCUAAAGACAACCUGAAACCAGAGGGUGAAUUUGAAAAACCGAAGCACGACGAAUGGCGCCCGGCAGAGCGACAAACUCCAAAGAAACCACAAGACAAUUUAAGACCUGAAGGCGACUUUGAAACGCAAAAACCAGAUCAAUGGCGUCCAGCGGAACGCCGGGAGCCUACCAAACCUAAGGACAACCUCAAACCAGAAGGAGAGUUCGAGCAGCCGAAGCACGAGGAGUGGCGUCCAGCCGAACGUCAAACACCCAAAAAGCCUCAAGACAAUCUGCGUCCUGAAGGUGAUUUUGAGAGUCAGAAGCCCGAUGAAUGGCGCCCCGCUGAACGUCGUGAGCCGACUAGACCCAAGGACAACUUAAAACCAGAGGGUGAAUUUGAGAAGCCAAAACAUGACGAGUGGCGGCCAGCCGAGAGACAAACUCCUAAAAAGCCUCAAGAUAAUCUAAAGCCUGAAGGUGAAUUUGAGUCACCAAAGCCUGAGGAAUGGCGCCCAGCCGAAAGGCCUGAAGUUAGAAAGCCAAAAGACAAUCUUAAACCUGAAGGCGACUUCGAGACGCAGAAACCUGACCAAUGGCGUCCUGCUGAGCGUCGUGAACCAACAAAGCCCAAGGACAAUCUAAAGCCUGAAGGAGACUUUGAGACUCAGAAACCCGAAGAAUGGCGUCCUGCUGAACGCCGUGAGCCGACUAAACCCAAGGACAACUUAAAACCAGAGGGUGAUUUCGAAAAGCCAAAACAUGACGAGUGGCGGCCAGCCGAGAGACAAACUCCUAAAAAGCCUCAAGAUAAUCUAAAGCCUGAAGGUGAAUUUGAGUCACCAAAGCCUGAAAAAUGGCGCCCAGCCGAAAGGCCUGAAGUUAGAAAGCCAAAAGACAAUCUUAAACCUGAAGGCGACUUCGAGACGCAGAAACCUGACCAAUGGCGUCCUGCUGAGCGUCGUGAACCAACAAAGCCCAAGGACAAUCUAAAGCCUGAAGGAGACUUUGAGACUCAGAAGCCCGAUGAAUGGCGACCCGCCGAACGUCGCGAGCCGACUAAGCCUAAGGACAACUUAAAACCAGAGGGUGAAUUUGAGAAACCAAAACAUGACGAGUGGCGGCCAGCCGAGAGACAAACUCCUAAAAAGCCUCAAGAUAAUCUAAAGCCUGAAGGUGAAUUUGAAUCACCAAAGCCUGAGGAAUGGCGCCCAGCGGAAAGGCCUGAAGUUAGAAAGCCAAAAGACAAUCUUAAACCUGAAGGCGACUUCGAGACGCAGAAGCCUGACCAAUGGCGUCCUGCUGAGCGUCGUGAACCAACAAAGCCCAAGGACAAUCUAAAGCCUGAAGGAGACUUUGAGACUCAGAAACCCGAAGAAUGGCGUCCCGCUGAACGCCGUGAGCCGACUAAGCCUAAAGACAACUUAAAACCAGAAGGUGAAUUUGAAAAACCUAAGCAUGAUGAAUGGCGUCCAGCAGAGCGGCAAACUCCUAAGAAACCACAAGAUAAUUUAAGACCAGAAGGCGAAUUUGAGUCCCCGAAGCACGAAGAGUGGCGUCCUGCCGAGCGACCGGAAGUGAGAAAGCCAAAGGACAACUUAAGACCUGAAGGUGAAUUUGAAAAACCCAAGCAUGACGAAUGGCGUCCAGCUGAGAGACAGACUCCUAAGAAACCUCAAGACAACUUGAAGCCGGAAGGAGAAUUUGAACAACCGACACAUGAGGAAUGGCGACCAGCAGAAAGGCAAACUCCUAAAAAGCCACAAGAUAAUCUGCGACCUGAAGGUGACUUUGAAACUCAGAAACCUGACCAAUGGCGUCCGGCUGAACGCCGUGAACCUACUAAACCUAAGGAUAACCUUAAGCCUGAGGGUGAUUUUGAGACCCAGAAGCCAGAUGAGUGGCGCCCUGCUGAACGCCGAGAACCAACCAAGCCCAAAGACAACCUGAAGCCAGAGGGUGAAUUCGAACAGCCGAAACAUGACAAAUGGCAGCCCGCAGAACGUCCGGAGGUGAAGAAACCGAAAGACAACCUUAAGCCUGAGGGAGAUUUUGAAACUCAGAAGCCAGAGCAAUGGCGUCCUGCUGAACGCCGUGAGCCGACGAAGCCAAAAGAUAAUCUGAAACCUGAAGGUGAUUUUGAGAAACCUAAACAUGACGAAUGGCGCCCAGCGGAGCGUCAAACUCCUAAGAAACCGCAAGAUAAUUUAAGACCAGAGGGUGAAUUUGAAUCUCCAAGGCAUGAGGAAUGGCGCCCUGCGGAGAGGCCUGAAGUCAGGAAGCCAAAAGAUAACCUCAAACCCGAAGGUGACUUUGAGACACAAAAACCUGAUCAAUGGCGUCCCGCUGAACGCCGUGAGCCGACUAAACCUAAGGAUAAUCUGAAACCAGAGGGUGAAUUCGAAAAACCGAAGCACGAUGAGUGGCGUCCGGCUGAGAGACAAACUCCUAAGAAACCUCAAGACAAUUUGAGACCUGAAGGUGACUUCCAACAGCCUACACACGAGGAGUGGCGUCCGGCCGAACGCCAAACACCGAAAAAACCUCAGGAUAAUUUGCGGCCUGAGGGAGAAUUCGAGAAACCAAAACAUGACGAAUGGCGACCAGCAGAGAGGCAAACUCCUAAAAAGCCUCAAGAUAAUCUCAAGCCUGAAGGCGAGUUUGAGUCGCCCAAACCUGAGCAGUGGCGCCCUGCGGAAAGGCCUGAAGUCAGGAAGCCAAAAGAUAACCUCAAACCCGAAGGUGACUUUGAAACACAAAAACCUGAUCAAUGGCGUCCCGCUGAACGUCGUGAGCCAACUAAACCUAAAGAUAAUCUUAAGCCAGAGGGUGAAUUCGAGCAGCCUAAACACGACAAAUGGCAGCCAGCAGAACGCCCGGAGGUUAAGAAACCGAAAGACAACCUAAAGCCUGAAGGAGAUUUUGAGUCCCAGAAGCCAGAUGAGUGGCGCCCUGCAGAACGUCGGCAACCAACCAAGCCCAAAGAUAACUUGAAACCAGAGGGUGAAUUCGAGAAACCUAAACACGAUGAGUGGCGUCCGGCUGAAAGACCUGAAGUGAAGAAACCUAAAGACAACUUGAAACCUGAAGGUGAUUUCGAAAAGCCGAAGCAUGAUGAGUGGAAGCCUGCUGAACGGCAAACACCUAAAAAACCACAGGACAAUCUCCGUCCAGAGGGCGAAUUCGAGACUCCCAAACAGGAUAAGUGGCGCCCAGCAGAAAGACCAGAAGUCAAGAAGCCGAAAGACAACUUGAAACCUGAAGGAGAGUUCGAAAAACCAAAACACGAUGACUGGAAGCCUGCAGAACGACAAACUCCUAAAAAGCCUAAAGAUAAUCUUAAGCCUGAAGGUAAAUUUGACAGGCCAGAGAAACCAAAACCAUUGCCUGCAGGCGAAAGGCCAGUUCAAAAGAAACCUGAAGAUAACUUAAAGCCCGAGGGCGAUAUGGAAGUUGUGCGCCGAACUGAUUACACAGCAACUCGAGGAGACCGCGUCGACGUAGUCAAGCACGAAGACCACCUUAAAAUGGAAGGAAAGAUUGAUGUUCAUCGUUCUCGGGAUGACUAUAAGCGAAUUGAAAAAACGGAAAAAGUGGUGAUCACGAAACAUGAAGACAAUCUGAGAACUGAAGGAGAGUUUAUUGACAUGCAAAUCCGAAAUGAUUACUCUGCAACCAAGGGAGAAAGGGCUACCGUGGUCAAACCUCAAGACAAUUUGAAACCUGAUGGUAAAUUUUACAGACCUGAAGCUGUUCCUUCUCAACCUGCUGAGAAGCGUAAACCUUUUAAAUAUGUCGACAAUAUUACUAUUGAGAAAGACACUGAUAUCAGACGAAAUAAACACUUAGAGCGAGUUGAUAUAAUUAGACGUGAGGACAACUUGAAAAUAGAGGGUGAAUUCGUUGAUCUGAAACAGAAAAAUGACUACACAGUCGUAACAGGUGAACGUGCUGCCAUUGUAAAACAUGAAGAUAACUUGAAGAUGGAGGGAAAAAUGGAAAACAUCCGAUCUUCAGAUACUUAUCGUGUGGUAAAAGGACAGAGAGUUAAGUUGACUCGCAGAGAAGAUAACCUUAAAAUCGAAGGAGUAUUUGAAGAUCACGUUCGUAGAAAUGAUUACAGUGUAACAAAAGGGGAAAGAUCAGCUAUUAUUUAUCACCCGGAUAACUUGAAACCUGAAGGUCAAUUCGAAAAGAGACCUGUUGAAGAACCAGUUACUGGAGAGAAAAGAACACCUAUAAAGGGCACAGAUAAUUUGAAACCAGAGGGAGAUUUUGACAGACCUACAAAACCUAAAUGGGAAUCUGCGGAACGACCGGAUGUAGUCAAACCACGUGACAAUUUGCAUCCUGAUGGCGAAUUUGAUAGACCGGCGAAGACGAAAUGGGUUCCAGGCGAAAGACCAGACCAAGUUAGACCAGUAGAUAAUUUGCACCCUGACGGAGAAUUCCAUGAUAGGCCCAAGGAGCGCUGGCAACCUGGAGAAACUCCUUCACAGGUACGUCCAAAAGAUAACUUGAAGCCAGAAGGUGACUUUGAUCGUCCUGAGCGACCAAAAUGGCAAAAGGGUGAUAGGCCCGAACAAGUCAGACCGACCGAUAACCUGCAUCUUGAAGGAAAAUUCCAGGACAAGCCUAAGGAACGUUGGCAACCCGGGGAAACUCCGUCUCAAGUCCGUCCGAAAGACAAUUUAAAACCGGAAGGAGACUUUGACCGUCCCGAUCGCCCAAAAUGGCAAAAAGGUGAGAGACCCGACCAGGUUAGGCCAACAGACAAUCUGCAUCCGGAAGGCAAGUUCCAAGAUAGACCGAAGGAAACCUGGAAGCCCAGAGAAACUCCAUCACAAGUUCGCCCGAAGGAUAACUUAAGACCCGAGGGUGACUUUGAUCGCCCAGAACGGCCUAAGUGGCAAACAGGAGAUCGGCCUAGUGCUGUUAAGCCAAAAGACAACUUGUACCCAGAAGGUCCCUAUGCACCAACAACCGUAGAUAGAACCAGCUCUAAACAAACAAACGAGUUCGCAAGAAAAACAACAGAGUCAGAGACCAUUACUGGCCAAGAUAUUAGAAACAUUGAUUCCAAACGUACGAAUAUUGUCAGACAUGACACCGCAACAAGCCGGGACGAUACAAUGCAUGCUACUCAUUUAGAAUCACACCUGCAAAAAUCAAGCUCCCACAGUGAACACUCAACCGUUAGAAAUAUUCAAUCUGGAACUCACGUGGCGCAUUCGACUGUUACGUCACAAAAUGUAAUUGACCGCACUGAUUCACAAAAUAAUGUCGAUAAAACUACAUUAAUACGCAAACACGACGAAACUGGGAAAGAUACAGAUCGUUCUGUUAUUAAACAUGUAGACAAAAAUACUGUCAAUAAGCAUGAUUCUAAGAAUAUUAAAAACGUUCAAUCUUCGACGUCGUCGACUACAAAGACAAUGAAGCAAGUUACAGAAAAGAAGCUUGUGGGCGGAAAAUGGGUUACCGUAACGAGAAAUGUGGAGACGAAUAUUUCAACUAGUGGACCUGGUGACCGACCCUCUGGCAAGAAGCCAAAAGAUAAUUUGCAUUUAGAUGGUGAUUUUGAAGGACGUCCUAAGACUAAGUGGCAACCAGGAGACACUCCAGCUCAAGUUCGUCCAAAAGACAAUUUAAAACCUGAGGGUGAAUUCGACCGACCGGCGAAGUCAGAAUGGCAAGCGAGUGAAAGACCAAGUCCAAUUAGACCGAAAAAUAAUUUACACCCUGAAGGUGAAAAGUACACAAACGGUCAUAUUGUACACGAAGACACUAUGAGAAUACAAUCACAAGAUAUAUCUAAGAAAACAACUGACAGUAGGUCUCAGGUGGGUCGCGACGAUUCUAACAUUCAGUCAAGAGAUUCACGGGUACAAACUACGACGAGCUCAUCAGAUCACCACGAUGGAAAGACAAAGACUAUGCACACUGAAUCUCAUACUACCAUUCAUAGUGGUGUCCAAAGUUCUACAACUAAACAUUCAACAUCUGGUUCCCAAAUAACACACGCUACAGUUACUGCUCAGGGUACUGAUCGUACUGGAUCGCAGCGCAAUAUUAGUAAAACUUCACAAGACGCCACUGACAGAUCUUCAUCUCGAACUGUUACUGAUAAAAAUAAAAUAGUACAGGACUCACGAAACGUUAAAAACUUAUCUUCUUCAAUCAAUAAGACCAUGAAGGAAGUAUCUGAGAAGAAACUAGUAGCAGGAAAAUGGGUCACGGUUACUCGUAAUGUAGAAGUAAAUACAACUACACAAGGAGGUGAUACAAACAAUCUUAAAACUGUUCAGGAUAAAGGGAGUGUUGAUAGACAGACUCGAGCUGAUUCUAGUCAAAGAAUUGUGUCAACGGAUGAAUCGGCCAUAUCUUCGUCUUCACAACAGCGCACAUCAGUGAAUAGACACACUCAACGCAACUCUUCCAAUAUCAUACAUAGUGGAAGCCACUUAGAGGAGCAUAGCUCUAAAUCAAGUCAACAGACGCACGUCACUGGCAGGAAUCAACUGAGCGACAGCGUAGCCAGAACCAGUAUAGAGUUCCAAAAAGCCAUGCACGGGGGUGAUACUUCUACUACUGUAAUUGACAAUUCCAGUCGUUCCGGGCAUCACAAGAGGACAUCUGAUCUAGUUACCGAUGCGUCCAACACCGUUCUUCAUCGCAAAGGAAUCUCCUCGGCCACUGAAGCCCAACAUUCUAUAAGUUCAACGGCAUCGGCGCAGCGUAAGAGCAUCGGAAAUCUAAACGAUAGAGGAGAGUACAUCAGUAACUCGUCCCACAGCACUGAUAGAAAGAGCAUCAGUUCCAUGCACCGUUCAGCUCGCGAUAACAUGGGUGUUAUUUCGCAGCACUCAGAUAGGCAGCAAACCAAACGCGACGGCCAGUCGACGUUGGUUGCCGAGAGGCAGCCAAAAGUACGAGAUAACAUACAAGUCGGCGGGGAAUUCUACGGGCGUUCCGAAGCCAAUUCCUACGGCAGUUUUUCACGUUCGGAGAACUCGCAGAAGGUGCAGCGCAAUGAGCGCACGGAGCGGGUGGUGCGGCACGGGCACACGUCGCACUUCGUGCUGGGCGGCGACAGCACCAGCUACAAGCAGGAGUUCACGACGCACGUGCACGGCCCGUGCCCCGCCACGCUCAUCGAAGCCCCGCGCACUCCAUUUAAGCACACUCGUGAUACACGCGAACACAAAUUCUAUGCCGCAAAAGUAACGCGUUAAAUACUAUUUAAAACGUAUGAUUAUACUGUGUUUUGAGCCUUCGUUCAUUCCUUUUGAAUGUGCCUUACUAGAGCUUGUUUAUUUAAAAUGUUAAAUUAAAGCAUAAUAAGUAAUUACCUACUUUUUAAAACGCAAUCUAACAUUGCUAGUCUUAUACAAUUAACAUGCCCAUUUUCUUAAGCAUUAUAAUUUAACAAUUAACAUGUUGAAGUAUGCCUAUACAAAGCAAAUCAUUUAUUAUUAUUAUUUACCUAUUAUAAUGUCAAACAUUGCCAUGUAAUAAAUUUUAUAUUAAAA
Molecule: messenger RNA, 13810 nt
Organism: Cydia fagiglandana
Lineage: Eukaryota; Metazoa; Arthropoda; Insecta; Lepidoptera; Tortricidae
Gene: Sdb
Product: titin
Exons: 4
Coding region: 197-13513 (4438 amino acids)
Cellular component (GO): cytoskeleton; centriole; sperm flagellum
Molecular function (GO): microtubule binding
Source: RefSeq, a predicted model, not a curated record